AUGAAAUUAAUUAUCCAAGCCCUACUUCUCUUAGCUCACACUCUCCUCCAAUCAAAUCCCGCCGCGUUGCGCCUCCCCAUCUUACGAUCCUACUCCCAACUCUCCCUCUCCGUCGCCGAUUACGGCGCCAAGGCCGAUGGCCGCCACUACGACACCGUCGCGAUCCAAUCCGCAAUCGACGACUGCUCUGCUGCUUCCUCCUUCCACGGCCGCCCCUGCCACGUCGGCUUCCCGCCCGGCACGUACCUGACCGCCACCCUGCGCCUCAAAUCCGGCGUCGUACUGAACAUCUCGAGCACGAGGAUGGCGGACUACCCCGAGCGCCAGGAGAGGUGGUACGUGGUUGUAGCGGAUGGCGCGACGGACGUGGGGAUCACCGGCGGCGGGGAGAUCAACGGCCAGGGGCUGAGCUUUGUGACGAGGUUCGACGAGAGAAAGAAUGUGAUGGUGAGUUGGAACCAUACCGGCGCUUGCCUGGGAGACGAGUGCCGGCCGCGGCUGGUGGGGUUCAUCGGGUGCACGAAUGUGCGGAUCUGGGAUGUGAGCUUCAAUGAGCCGGCUUAUUGGUGCUUGCACAUAGUCCGGUGUCAAAACACGUCGAUUCACGACAUUUCAAUAUAUGGAGACUUCAAUACGCCAAACAAUGAUGGCAUAGAUAUUGAGGACUCGAACAACACUCUCAUAACAAGGUGCACCAUAAAUACCGGAGAUGAUGCCAUCUGCCCCAAGACAUAUACUGGUCCCAUUUACAAUCUCACUGCUACUGACUGCUGGAUCAAGACAAAGUCUUCGGCCAUCAAACUCGGGAGUGCCAGCUACUAUGCUUUCAAGGGUCUGGUUUUUGACAAUAUAACCAUCGUUGAAUCUCAUAGAGGCCUUGGGUUUCAAAUACGUGAUGGAGGAAAUGUCAGUGACGUCACCUUCUCAAACAUCAACAUCACCACCAGAUACUACGACCCGUCUUGGUGGGGCCGGGCCGAACCCAUCUACGUCACAACCUGCCCGAGAGACUGCAAUGCAAAAGCAGGCCCCAUAUCUAACCUGCAGUUUAUAAACAUCACAGCCACUUCAGAAAACGGUGUGUUUUUGUCGGGCUCCAAAAACGGGCUCCUGAGCAAUGUGAAGUUCUUGAACGUGAAGUUUACCUACAGAAGGUGGACGGACUAUACAGAUGUGCUCGUGGAUUACAGGCCCGGUUGCCAGGGGCUCGUGAACCACAGCUGCGCCGGUUUUUUGAUGGAACACAUUGAUGGGCUAGUUAUGGAGAACGUGCACAUGAGGUGGUCCGACGAGAACAUUAAGGGAUGGAACAACCCACUCGAAUUUCUUCCCUCGACCGUGAAUAAUGUCUCGUUCGUGAAUUUCUAUUCUGGGGUGUACAGACAACGAGCUUGGGAGUAG
Messenger RNA from Striga hermonthica, 1401 nucleotides. NCBI's taxonomy places the organism in Eukaryota, Viridiplantae, Streptophyta, Magnoliopsida, Lamiales, Orobanchaceae. The record is from the annotation of a GenBank genome assembly.